Sardina pilchardus (European sardine) is the source of this 2851-nucleotide messenger RNA. RefSeq lists its product as uncharacterized. The coding region runs from base 192 to 1775 and encodes 527 amino acids. The transcript has 2 exons. The record is from RefSeq and is a predicted model, not a curated record. Lineage: Eukaryota; Metazoa; Chordata; Actinopteri; Clupeiformes; Clupeidae.
GAACCCUACAGGCUACAGAACCCUGUGAGAAUACUACUACAGGAACCCUAGAGGCUACAGGAGCCCGUGAGAAUAUUACUACAGGAACCCUAGAGGCUACAGGACCCUGUGGAACCUCCGAUGAGGUCACUACAGAUAUCGUUCUCAAACAAGAACGUUUGUGUGAUGUCACUCACACGCAUGUUCCGCAGAUGGAGAGCAGCAGAGAGGAAAGCAGAGAAACGGAACAUGUGAUCGGUUCAAAGACCGAGACUCCUGUGUGUGCUGAGGUUACCGAGACUCCUGUGUGUGCUGAGGUUACCGAGACUCCUGCGUGUGCUGAGGUUACCGAGACUCCUGCAUGUGCUGAGGUUACCGAGACUCCUGCAUGUGCUGAGGUUACCGAGACUCCUGCGUGUGCUGAGGUUACCGAGACUCCUGCGUGUGCUGAGGUUACCGAGACUCCUGCAUGUGCUGAGGUUACCGAGACUCCUGUAUGUGCUGAGGUUACCGAGACUCCUGUAUGUGCUGAGGUUACCGAGACUCCUGUGUGUGCUGAGGUUACCAAGAUUCCUGUAUGUGCUGAGGUUAUCUCGGAAAUCUCUUCUGAUGGCAAAAUUACAGACACGGACGCUGCAACAGGAACUCUCCGUAAAGAUACGACAAAUGAUGCGCCAGCAGCUGAACUGGCCUGCGUAGCGAGCCCUGGAGAGGAGACGUGCAAACACAGCCAUCACGAAGAAAAGCGUGUGAGUGAGAGUGCUGAGACAGAGCUCGGAGCGAACGCACCCCUCGGGGGAGAAGAGGUCAACGGAGGAGUGGAGGUCGGGGCUGAGCACGCACACCUGGGAGUACCGGCGGGGUCGCCGCACGCACAUCAAUCACCCGCCGAAGACGCUCCUGCAGAGAAUGACAUCAUCGCUGCAGCUGCAGAGCCCUCCUCCUCAGGGACCAAUAGCGCGAGCCGACCACAGACGGAGAGCGGGGUCGCCCCGGGAGACAAGUCUGCGCUUCUCGAGGCGCCGUCCAAGUUCGCCGGCGCGGAGGAACGCUCGGCGUCUGGCAGCGGAGAUGAUCGAGCUGAUUCACGGUCUGCACCUGUGAGCUCAUCCUCAGAGGACAGCGCUGAGGAAUUUAAGGAAGUUGUAGAGAAGCCCGUGUUUUCACCCAGUCAGGGGCCUGGCUCUGUCAGCUGUGGAGCAGAGCCGACGGAUGCUGCCUCCUCACCUCGCGUCAGUGUCUCUGCUGGGCCGGAGGAGUGUGUGGAGGACAUGAGCACUACCUCUGCCCAGGAGUGUGACUCCUCUUGCUGUGAAGAAGAGGCGACCGACACUGCCACCCAACCACACAUCGAGGUAGUUGUUAGGAGAGCGGAGACUACCUCUGAGGAGACUACCUUUAUCCAGACGUCUGGCUCUGUUCUCUGUGAAGGAGAGCCGACUGACUCCGCCUCCUCACGGCACAUCGAGGUAGCCACGGGGAGGGAGGAGACGGCGGAGGACGAGACGAGGACCGCCUCUAUCCAGAGGGACGGCACAGAGAUGGAGGCCCCCAUCGUGAGGGCGGCCGAAGCGCUGGAGGACAGUCAGGACCAGUCGGACUUUCUGGAGAGUUGUGUGCUGGCUGCCCAACUGGACUUUGAAUACGUGCAAGCACAGGACGUUGCAGGUUCGGCUCUCGCGAUCCCCGUAGAGCCCGUAGAAGAGAUUCUAAAAGACGGUUUCACUGGAAAAGCAUUCAAGAAAGAAAAGUUCAAGAUCAAGAUCAAACGGAAAGGGGACUGCCGCUUGUCAUAGUCUGUAGGCUAUGUGUGACCUUUGAACUGUAACUUUAGAUGUUAAUUGUAAUCUCAGGGUCCUUAAUCCCUUAAUCCCCUUAAUCAGAUUAACAGUAUAACUGCAGGUGAUAUAUGAGACCGGGCAGCUCUUAGUCUGGUUUGCCUUCACACUUUUGCCACAUGAUCCUGCCGUGAACCUGUGUGUGUGCUGUAGGAAUGUCCAUUUUAUUUAAAAACUCAGGAAUGUAAAUUUUAUUUUUAGCUUAAUUCAUAUUGUCUCAGAGGAAGCUGACAGAAACAUGCCUUAAUCCACACAUCUGUGGAUACAUUUCUAUCCCAUAAAAUGUUUUAAUCCUUAGGACCUUUCUGAAUUUUAAAACUAAUAUGAUGCCAUAUUGUUUGCCAUAAUGCUCUUAACAUUUGAUUUGGAUACAUGUGAUAUCUCAAACAGUGUCGUCUCGGGGUUAUGCAGAGACAAACUAAUUAAAGUUCAAUCUUGACAAACUUACUGUAUAUGUGUGGUUAUUUUCUGGAGAUUGAUCACAGAUUGUUACGGUACAUAACUUUUGAUGUAUAUUGAUCAUGUAACAUAACUUGUUUGUGUUAUGUGCCAUAUUAAAACAAGAUAUGAAACACUGGCAUGCAAAAUUUCUCUCCCGUUGUUACUUCUAUCAAGGUGUGACUAAUAUCACAGUAUAUUUUUUAAUCAUUCUACCAUUUCCAUUGUUCCAUUUGUGUUAUUCACUUUGCAUACAUCUAUUGUACAUGAGCUGCACCAUACUGUAAGCGGGCCUCUGUCUUGGGCCCUGAUUCAGCUAAGGACAGGGCAGCUGUGUACAACCCAUUGCUCUGUGAUUGUGAGAACACUUAAGCCAUUAGAACUUGUAAACAUGGAUAUCUACACUAGCAUGCUCCAAUGGGCUCCUCAGCCCAUGUAAACAGGCCUCUGAACUGUCGAAAUGUCGUAUACUAUCAUACUAUUGUAAACCAUCAAGAUCUAGUUGAAAAUAAUAAACACAGUGUAUUUUUACGGUACUUUACAUGAUAUUAACCAUUUGUCAUUAAAACAGCAUCAUGUUCAAAGCUUUGUUGACA